AUGUCAUACACACAAUUAGCACACCCCACGGUCAAGUACACAGGAUCGUGGUGUUCAAGAAAAAUGGCGUCCAAGCGAUGGUUGAGUUCGAUAGUGUGGAGUCGGCGACGCGUGCGAAAGAAGCGUUACACGGCUGCGACAUAUACUCCGGAUGCUGCACACUCAAAAUUGAAUUCGCCAAGCCCGAAAGACUGAACGUGUUCAAAAACGACCAAGACAGUUGGGAUUACACACUAUCUGAAGAUGUCCAGCCAGUGCAGAGGAGCGCGCCUCUGCUUCAGUCUCCUCAGUACACUGGUGGCCGUCCACAGCCUUACAAUGCAUCAAGCGCUCAUACGCAGCCUACAAGCAGAUCGUGCAGUGAAGAAACUUGCAGUCAGCACAGUCAACACACAUGCGAACAUUCACAGAAUGAUAUGGACUACGGAAGUGGCGGACCACCGCCUCCGGGUAUGAUGAAAGACAGACACGGCCCGCCACCACCACAUCACCCACGGGACGGGCGCGGCUACGGGCCGGAAGGUUAUGGGGGUGAAGGGUUCGUGCCGCCGCCACCCAUGCACCACCCACCGAUGCCGCCACAGAACCAGGGUGGGCCACCGCAACAGGGCGCUGUGAUGAUGGUGUACGGGCUGGACCCGCAGACAGCCAACGCAGAUCGACUUUUCAACUUAUGCUGUCUCUACGGUAACGUCGUAAGGAUAAAGUUUUUGAAGACCAAAGAGGGUACUGCUAUGGUGCAAAUGGGUGACCCCGUGUCCGUGGAGCGUUGCGUGCAGAACCUUAACAAUGUCACAGUUGGCGAUUACACACUCACAUUAGCUUUCUCGAAGCAAGCGUACCUCUCGGAGGUGAUGAACCCGUAUCCACUGCACGACAAGAGUCCCUCGUUCAAAGACUACGUCGGCAACAAGAACAACCGCUUCCUCACACCCGCCUCCAUACACAAGAACAGAAUACAGCCUCCUUCUAAGGUGGUGCAUUUCUUCAACACUCCCCCAGACGUAUCAGACGAGCAGCUGUUACAGGUGUUCCGAGACUACGGCGUAUCUCCGCCACACACAAUCUCCAAGUUUCCUCUCAAGAGCGAGAGAUCUUCAUCCGGCCUCAUGGAAUUCCAGAACAUUUCACAGUCAGUUAUGGCGAUAAUGGCGUGCAAUCAUGCGACCAUUCAACAUCCAGGUGCUAAAUUCCCCUUCGUCAUGAAGCUAUGCUUUUCAUCAUCACGACAGAUUGGACAAGGGAAAGGGCCACAGUCGUCCAAGAAUCAAAACCAGAAUCAAGAGAAUCAACGGCAAGGCCAGAACAACGGAAUCGCCGAACACGAAUAUUAG
Messenger RNA from Diatraea saccharalis (sugarcane borer), 1334 nucleotides. The record is from the annotation of a GenBank genome assembly. NCBI's taxonomy places the organism in Eukaryota, Metazoa, Arthropoda, Insecta, Lepidoptera, Crambidae.